ACAGUCUUGCCAAGCGUUCCGUUCUAUCACUGCAAACUUCUGCUAAAAAUGGCCCUCGCCCAGAAGGUUGCUUCGCGCCCGGCUGUGGCCUCUCGCAGGGGUGUCGUCGUUGUGCGCGCUUCGGUCGAGUCCCGCCGUGCGGUGCUGGGCGGUCUGCUGGCGAGCACUGUCGUGGCUCUGACCUCGGCGAACAAGGCUCAGGCCGCUGCCACCCCUGUGGAUCUGUUCGACGACCGCAAGGUCAGGGAAACUGGCUUCGACCUUAUCUAUGAGGCCCGUGAUCUGGAUCUGCCUCAGUCGGCCCGCGACGGUCUGGACCAGGCUCGCGGCAGCAUUGAUGCGACCAUCAAGCGUGUGAAGGAGUCUGAGACUCGCAUUGACGCUGACCUGGAGGGCUUCAUCAAGAAGAACUACUGGACUGAGGCCCGCGAGCAGCUGCGCCGCCAGGUGGGCACUCUGCGUUUCGACCUGAACACCCUGGCCAGUGCCAAGGGUGUCAAGGCCGAGAAGAAGAAGGCUCUGGAGCUGAAGAAGGAGUUCAUUCAGAAGGUUGAGGACCUGGACUUUGCUCUUCGUGAGAAGGACGAGACUUCUGCCCUGAAGAAGCUGGAGGCUGCUAAGUCCGCUCUGGACAGCGUGCUGGCUUACGUCCUGUAAACAGAUGAUCUCGUUGGGCGCUGGAGGGGGGGACUGAGCUUAGCAUGGUUUUUCAGAGCACCAUCUGCUCUUCACACCAUGGAGCUUGUUGGAUUGAAGUCAUGGGGUGGCGACGGCUGCUGCUGUACACGUGAAGUGUUAGAGAAGAUCAAAUAGUUAGGAGUUCUGUUCGUCUGUCUGCCGGAACGGCAAAUGGAUCUACUUGGCUAUUUUGCCAAUCUCGACAUAGUUCUGCGGUCGCGGGACUCGGAUGUAAAUAUCCACUUAAAUAUCGGUCGGUCCGAUACAUGGCUGAAACAAUACUUCACAAUGCUUCAAACGUUCGCAACU
Volvox carteri f. nagariensis is the source of this 987-nucleotide messenger RNA. RefSeq names its product oxygen-evolving enhancer protein 3 (gene oee3). Gene Ontology annotation, cellular component: photosystem II oxygen evolving complex; chloroplast; extrinsic component of membrane. The transcript has 6 exons. Bases 49 to 657 code for a protein of 202 amino acids. Gene Ontology annotation, biological process: photosynthetic electron transport chain; photosynthesis. Lineage: Eukaryota; Viridiplantae; Chlorophyta; Chlorophyceae; Chlamydomonadales; Volvocaceae. Gene Ontology annotation, molecular function: calcium ion binding. The record is from RefSeq and is a predicted model, not a curated record.